Molecule: messenger RNA, 457 nt
Organism: Moneuplotes crassus
Lineage: Eukaryota; Ciliophora; Spirotrichea; Euplotida; Euplotidae
Source: the annotation of a GenBank genome assembly
AUGAUAUUUGCAUCGUCUUUCGGUGCUGUAGUGCACAUGGUCGGCUUACUGUAUAUUCAAGCUCCAUACCUAUUAUAUAUCCUCGCUGUUCGUCCUCUUGAUGGUCAUCAAGAAAAUCUCGUUGAAUGAGUUAAUGAAAUUUUCUUCACUUUGACUGCUGUUUUCUUGGCAUUCUGCAACACAGAGGCAGCAUGGAGUAGAGGACUAGAAGUUGUUUUUAUGAACUACCUACUCGCUCACAGUAUAAUCAUUGUUUUAAUAUCCAUUACUGGACUAGUUGUUUUAUUGGCCCGCUGGAUCUGAAAGAAGCUGAAAGGUCGUAAGGACACUGAUGAUGAAGCGCCACCUUUACAAGUACCAAUAGUAUUUGACCUAUAGAGCAUCCAAAUAAUAAGCCAAGACUCUGAGAUAGAGCCACAGAGAAAUCCUGAAAAUCCUUUCAAUAGAGAGGCUCUGU